Eublepharis macularius is the source of this 4601-nucleotide messenger RNA. RefSeq names its product dermatan sulfate epimerase (gene DSE). The coding region runs from base 238 to 3108 and encodes 956 amino acids. The record is from RefSeq and is a predicted model, not a curated record. Lineage: Eukaryota; Metazoa; Chordata; Lepidosauria; Squamata; Eublepharidae. The transcript is spliced from 6 exons. Gene Ontology annotation, molecular function: chondroitin-glucuronate 5-epimerase activity.
GCCACCCAUUCGGUGCCUCUCGCCUUCCCUCCAGCAUCCAUCGUGGAGUGGCUGGACCCUCGGCCGCCAAGUAAGUGCUCAACCAGUGGAGGCGGCAGGAGACGCGGCGGCACAAGCCCUCCAGCGGCUCGCCCCCUGCCGCCAUGGAAGGAGAGGGGCUGCACAAGAGCAGGCGAGGGGAGAGGCUACUUUGAAGAUGGUUUGGCUGACGUUGGGACCUGGAGUUCUGAUGCCACAAUGAGGACUCACACACGGGGGGCUCCUAGUGUGUUUUUCAUACAUGUGAUUUGCCUCACUCUGGUCUAUAGCACUGACGACAUCCCAAGCACUAUGGUUCCUUUUGUCAAUGCCAAGUAUGAUAGCUACCCUAUGCUCUACUUUUCCAGAGGAGAGAUUCAGGAUUUACGAUUGAAAGCAGCCAGUACACACCAACACAUUUCAUCUCGGUUGAUUGAGGCAGUACAGAUCAUGCUGUCAAAUCCAUUGGAAUACCUUCCUCCCUGGGACCCCAAGGAUUUCAGUGCUCGGUGGAAUGAAAUUUAUGGCAACAACCUGGGUGCCCUGGCAAUGUUCUCUAUACUGUAUCCAGAGAACAUGGAAGCCAUCAACAUGGCCAAGGAUUACAUGGAAAGAAUGGCGGCUCAGCCUAGUUGGUUGGUAAAGGAUGCCCCGUGGGAUGAGGUCCCUCUUGCUCACUCUUUGGUUGGAUUUGCCACUGCUUAUGAUUUUUUGUACAACUACCUUAGCAAGUCUCAGCAGGAGAGAUUUCUUGAGGUAAUUGCCAAUGCCUCAGGAUAUAUGUAUGAAGCAUCAUAUAGGCGUGGAUGGGGUUUUCAAUACCUACACAAUCAUCAACCUACCAACUGUGUGGCCCUGUUGGCAGGAAGCCUGAUUUUGAUGAAUCAAGGUUAUCUUCAGGAAGCAUAUAUGUGGACCAAGCAAGUCCUAGCCAUUAUGGAGAAGUCUAUAGUUCUCUUGCAAGAAGUGACAGAUGGAUCCCUGUAUGAAGGAGUAGCUUAUGGCAGUUAUACCACCAGAUCUCUUUUCCAGUACAUGUUUCUUGUCCAAAGGCACUUUGACAUUAACCACUUUAAACACCCCUGGCUUAAACAGCAUUUUGCAUUUAUGUACAGGACAGUACUACCAGGAUUCCAAAGGACUGUUGCUAUUGCAGACUCCAACUACAACUGGUUUUAUGGACCAGAAAGCCAGCUGGUAUUCCUAGACAAAUUUGUUAUGCGCAAUGGAAGUGGAAAUUGGUUAGCAGAUCAAAUCAGAAAGAAUCGUGUGCUGGAAGGCCCAGGGACACCAUCCAAAGGGCAACGCUGGUGUACUCUUCACACUGAAUUUCUCUGGUAUGAUGCCAAUCUGGGUUUUGUGCCUCCACCAGACUAUGGCAUUCCAAAGCUGCAUUAUUUUGAGGACUGGGGAGUUGUAACAUAUGGAAGUGCUCUGCCAGCUGAAGUCAACAGACCCUUUCUCUCCUUCAAAUCAGGAAAGCUGGGAGGACGUGCAAUAUAUGAUAUUGUUCACCGGAACAAGUACAAGGAAUGGAUCAAAGGCUGGAGGAACUUCAAUGCUGGCCAUGAGCACCCUGACCAGAACUCCUUUACUUUUGCACCCAAUGGUGUACCUUUCAUCACAGAAGCUCUGUAUGGACCAAAGUAUACAUUUUUAAACAAUGUGCUGAUGUUUGCUCCAGCUGCAUCAAAGAGCUGUUUUUACCCAUGGGAAGGGCAAGUUACUGAAGACUGUUCAUCAAAAUGGUUGAAAUAUAAGCAUGAUCUGGCUGCAGAUUGCCAAGGAAGGGUUGUUGCUGCUAUGGAAAGAGGUGGGAUCAUCUUUAUCAGGGGAGAAGGAGUGGGUGCUUAUAACCCCAAACUAAAAUUGAAAAGCCUCCAAAGAAACCUGUUACUUCUUCACCCUCAGCUCCUCUUAUUAGUGGACCAAAUACAUCUUGAUGAUGACAGCCCCUUGGAGGUGGCAAGCAGCUUCUUUCACAACGUGGACGUGCCUUUUGAAGAAACUGUUAUUGAUGAUGUCCAUGGGGCCUUCAUUAGACAGCGAGACGGGGCAUACAAGAUGUACUGGAUGGAUGAUACUGGCUACAGUGAGAAAGCUGUUGUGGCCUCAAGAAUGUAUCCCAGAGGCUACCCUUACAAUGGAACAAACUAUGUGAAUGUUACAACUCACCUGCGAAGCCCCAUCACUAGAGCUGUGUAUCUCUUCAUUGGACCUUCCAUUGAUGUCCAAAGCUUUAAUGUCCAUGGGAAUUCUCAGCAAUUAGAUGUUUUCAUAACCACAGGUGAGCAUGCCUAUGCUGCUUAUUUGUGGACUGUUGAGGAUAAAAGCCACUCAGUCUUUGCACAAGUUAUUGCAGACCGCCAAAAAAUCUUGUUUGAUCGAACCUCUACCAUUAGGAGCUCCGUGGUGUCAGAAAUAAGGGAUUAUGUUGAGUUAGUAGAACAGAACCUGCAGCAUUUCAAGCCUGUCUUCCAACAGCUGGAGAAGCAGAUCCUUUCCCGCGUUCGGAACACGGAUGGCUUCCGAAAGACUGCUGAGCGCUUGCUGCAGUUUUCAGAUAAGAGACAGACAGAGGAAGCCAUUGAUAGGAUAUUUGCAAUCUCUCAACGACAGCAGCAGCAAAGCAGAGGAAAGAGGAACAGGAAGGUAGCUAAAGGGUUUGUUGAUGCUGGCCCUGACAUUUUUGCACAAAUUGAAGUAAAUGAAAGAAAAGUUAGGCAAAAGGCACAAACUUUGGCCCAAAAAGAAUUGCCUGUGGAUGAAGAAGAAGAGAUGAAAGAUCUUCUUGAUUUUGCAGAUAUUACUUACAGGCAGCAUAAAAACAAUGUACUGAUCAAAGGCCAAUAUGGCCCGGCACAAAUGUUGGCUACUGUUCGAAGCAGUGCUCCCUCAAUGUCAGCAUCAUACACCCGACUUUUCCUCAUACUGAAUAUAGUUAUUUUCUUUGUCAUGCUUGCAAUGCAGUUGACCUGGUUUCAGAAGGCCAAGAGUCUGCACAGCCAGAGAUGUCUCUACGCAGUCUUGCUGAUUGACAGCUGUAUAUUAUUGUGGCUGUAUUCCUCUUGUUCUCAGUCACAAUGCUAGCUAAAAGACAAAGUUCCAUGAGCAUUUUAUGAUUGCCCAUGUCUGUGUUAUGCAGUCAUGCAGCUUAGCAAUAGUAACUAAGUUUGUUUUGUUCCUUUUCUGAUGCAUUCCAGGAAACAGCUGUGAAAUGACUGGAUCCUUGCAGUUAGGGAAGGUAAAUGAUAAUGGGCAUUAGACUCAUUUUUCAGAGAACAAAGUGCCACCUAGACAUGGGUCAAGUCAGGAUUUGGCCUGUGAAUGAAUGUCAUGCAUCUUUGUUCUGAACUCAGUGUGUGGCAUUGCAUUUUCUUCUUCAAAAGUAAAAUUCCUGUCUUCAAAGAGUUGUUUUCUAAUUUUUGAUUGUAUGUUUUAACAGCCUCCUAGCUGUUGAUGCACACAAUAAGGAUUUUGACUGGUGGGUGAGUUUCAUGCCUUCCACAAACCCAAAGAUUAUUAUAUUAAGAAGGGGUGUGAUAAAAGAGUGCUGCAGACUCAUUUGUCACCUCUUGUCCUCCUUAAAUUAUUAGCACUGCGAUUGAAAUGAAAUACUUUCAAUCAGUCGUCAACCAGAGAGAAGAUGGAUGCCAGAUAUUUGCUGCAUCCCACCUCACUCCCUCUCAGAACCUUGUGAAAUCCUGUUCCUCCUCCCAGUGUAUGGUAGAAAGCCAGUGAUUUGUGUGAUAGAAAGCCAGUUAGGACUAACAAAGAGCAAGGUCCUCCUCCAUCCUAGGUCUCUCUAUCCUUAAAUGUUAAACUAUGACACCAUUGGCCUAUACCAGUAAUCCUUCUGUUCCUCCUCUUUUUCUGAGUAUACCAUGAAAGGGAUAAACAAAGACUUCGGUGUCAUUUGGUCAUGGCCAGGCCAUUUUGUGGUUGUACUGGCUACCCCUGAUCUAUCAUCACAGGUAGAACUUUCAUGACUAUGCUGCAUGACUGCCAGUCGUCAAAUGUCGAGCAAUAAAGUAAUAUAUAUGAAUAUGAGAACCAGACCAUAGAUUUGCCAGAAGAAGCCAGAACUGCUUCUUGGGGAGAGGGCUGUGUGACAGUGAUACCGAUGGGUUUGUAUGGCUAGUGGAGUAGUAUGCUUGCAUAUGUGUUGGGUCUGUAGAGUCGCUUUUGGAUAGAAGUUCCUGUCUGUCUGUGGGCAUCUGAUUUCUAUUGAAUUCUUAUUGUAUUAAAUGACUCUUGAUAUGAGAAAUAAUACUGUGUCUAAAAGAAAUGAAUGUGCCAAUCUGGUGCGUGACAAUCAUGGGAUUAUUUUUUAAAUCCUGCCUGUUUGAAAAAUAGAAUGAACUGAAGAACUAGUUUAUUUUGGUAUUCUUGAAGAAAAAAAUUUUCAAAUGCAUUUUGCUAAAUAAGGCUAUAAAAGCUCAGUUACACAAAUUUUUGAUUUUUGUACAUCUGUUUAAUAAGGGAUAUGUUUCUGUUUUUCCACAUAUCGAUCACACAGAGUUUGUUAUCUAAGAUCGGAGGGCUCAGCAUUAACAUUUUGAAGAAAUAAAAAUUGAAGUUUC